GGUGGAGAGGAGGUUUCCGGCACUCACUGGCUUCAUCUUGUGUAUCACUUGAGUCUUGUCGAAAGUUUCCUCUGCUUCAUCCAAUAACACCAUCACCGUCCUCUUCCCUAAAACUUAAUUAGUACCAACAUUUUUACAUUCAGCCCCAGCCUCUCCGAAGCAGGAUGGUGACAGGGACAGCAGGAUAGUAGCCAAGUCAUGGAUACCCAGGCCACAAUGACACACGAGAUGCUCGCUACUUCCCGGCAGACCGUCAAGAUGGCCGCUCUGCGUGUCGUCGACCUGCCCCUCUCUGUCUAUAACUCCCUGACACAGGUGAGCCUCAGCACGGGCACCAAGAAGCUGGUGGCAGCCACAGUCUUCAGUGCUGUCUCCCUCCUCUUCCUCGCGCGCCGCUUCCAGCGGAGGAAGGGCAGGAGAAAGGCCCGUUCGCCCUCAUGGGAGCAGACCGGCUUCGAGUUUCCCUCCCCCGCCUCGGCCGAAAAGGUUACGGCUAGAGAAAAGAACCUCACCUCCCUCAACUCAGACAACGGCUACUCUUGUGGUCCGCUACUCAACAAAGGCCUGUACCGCAAGCUGUCUGGAUCUCUGCAGAGCCUGGGCUCGGUCAAGAGCAUCAGCUCAUCCAGUAGCUGCACCUGCGCUAAUGAGUCAACGUGCUGGGACAGACUGGGAGAUGACGACAUCUGCAACGUGGUCAACAUACCCGUCACCACCCCGGAAAACCUGUACCUCAUGGGUAUGGAGCUGUUCGAGGAGGCUUUGAGGCGAUGGGAGCAGGCUCUGACUUUUAGGAGCAGGCAGUCGGAGGAGGAGAUGAGCUGUGUAUCAGUGAAACUGGGAGCUGGAGAUGCCAUUGCUGAGGAGCACAUGGAGGAAAUCAUCGGCACAGAGUUCACACAAAAACUGGAGUCUCUGCUGCGGAGGGCCUACCGCCUCCAGGAGGAGUUUGAGGGAGUGCUUGGCAUAUCUGAGACCUGUUCAGAUGGGAACAGCCAUCAUAAAAUGGCAGACAUGUCAGCCAAAGACGACCCAGAGGACUCGUAUCUGAGAGACAGCACAAGCAUCGCCUCCACUGACUCCUUCGUCUCUGCUGCUGAGCUGUCUGAUCAAAGAGAGAUCAGGAGUGCUCACAUCCAUGGCUCCAACAGCCACCACCCCUUCUAUGAGGAGGCCCUGCAAAUGGCAGAGGAUGGCAAGAUCUCCUGUAGGGUGCUACGAACGGAGAUGCUGGAGUGUCUUGGAGACACUGACUUCCUCGCCAAGCUUCACUGCGUGCGACAAGCAUGUCAGCUCAUUCUGUGCGAGAGGGCAACCAGGAUGUUUCUGGCUGACACAGGAAAGAAAGUCCUGUCUGCCAUUAUUGUUCAAGCACAAAAGAGCCCAAAGAGAUUUGAAGAAGUGUUUGAGGAAAUGAUUUCCUUCCUGGAGCAAACAGAGCACUGGGAAAACACAGAGCUGGAGCUGGCUACACGUGGAGUCAAGCACCUAAACUUCUACGACAUAGUGCUGGACUUCAUCCUGAUGGACUCGUUCGAGGACCUGGAGAACCCGCCCGUCUCCAUCCAGAAUGUGGUCAAUAACCGCUGGCUCAACAGCUCUUUCAAGGAGACUGCAGUUGCGUCUAGCUGUUGGUCCGUGUUGAAGCAGAAGAGGCAGCACAUGAAGGUGUCUGACGGUUUCAUCGCCCACUUCUAUGCUGUGUGUGAGCAAAUCAGCCCUGUCCUGGCUUGGGGCUUCCUGGGGCCAAAGAACUCCCUGCAUGACUUCUGCCGCUUCUUCAAGGACCAAGUGCUGGACUUCCUGAGAGACAUAUUUAACCCGGAGAAGGUUCGCUACUCCACUGUGGAGAGCCUGGCAGAGGACAUGCUCCACCUGCUCCAACGGCGCUCCGAGCUGCUGUUAUCUUACCUGGGAACCGACUCCCUGCACCACCUCAGUGGUUGUGUCUCCCCAGAAGUGCACCUGGUGCCCAAUGCACUCCUGGAGGCGAGGGUUCAAUGAGGCGGGGGGUGUACAGGGUUUGAGGCAUUGAACCAGACUGGGUCAGAAAGUAUUUUCAAAUGGUUCCGAUUAAAUGUGCAGGGCUUCCCAACGCCACACAAAUGAGCGUCAGAACGGCAGGCUUUCAACAGAAGAUUAUAUUCGCUGUUGAAAAGAACUUAAUAUGGUUGUCUCCACAGCCAUCCUGUCAUCUUUAGUAGCCAUUCGGGUGAGGCUUCAAGCCAAAAUAGUUUAAACCAAACGUAACCAUUUGCACAGUACUAUUUGACCUCAGUCCAAAGUCAACCUUCAUUACACUCAGUAAAGCUUCCAUCCAGCAGAUGUCCUCCAAAGUUUUUCAAUGCUUUUGCAUGCCUCUCUAUUUGUAUCAGAGGGGCUCGGUUGACCUCAGCUGUUCUCAAUCUUCCUUUCACAGCACACUUUUACUAAAAGGAUGCUACCUCCUCCUCCCAAAUUGUUCUCAUGGUGCCAUGGCAUGCUUGUACAUGGCAAAAUUUUAAUUUAAUCUUUGACACGAGUAUAUGCUGGAUUUGCUUUACAGAGGCCCACUUUCAGUGACAUUGAGAGCAAUUGUGUGGGGCAAAAACCGUUCUGUGUUUUACUGUACUGCUUGGCUUCAAACGCAUUAUGAAAUGUGGACUAUUUUGCCAGUGUUGUGGACAUGUGUCCUGCAAAGAUUUAAACCUCAUAAGAAAUGGACCAUUUCCAGUGGCUGGGGGGAGGGGGGUCAAUUUGUCUGUAUUGCUUGUUCCUUUUCCUAUUUUGGGAAACCAACUCAAAUCAGAAAAGGGAAGUUUAGUUGUAUUAUGUGAUCUGGGUCACUGAAUAAAUAAGUCAAUGGCUCAGGUGUUGCUCUAGUCAGUGACUUAAAGGGAAAGCUCAGGAUUUUCAUAGAAAUUCUAUUUUGAUCAACCCCUCUUUCCCCAUUGUUAAGUUUUUAUCCUGUAGAAGUGGCCACAAGUGUCUAGCGAGCAACGCUGGUACAAGAUAAUGGGGUGUCAAACCAUCAUGGCAAUUGCUUAAAUGCCAAAAUUGGCUUCUGAAAAUCCUUAAGCAUCCCUUCAAAUCAACUUGGAUAGCAGAGGCUGGAACAAUUUACCCAAGGGUUGGCCUUACUGGCCUCUGAUUAUUUGCAAUGUCGUACACCUACACUUUGAUAGAGCUGCUUACAUGCCUUGUGAGGUCGUCCACACUAGAGUGCGUCACACCUUCAUGCAAUAAUGCACGACGUUGUAGACAAGAUUCUAUAGCUUUGUACUUGAAUAUUCCGAUAACACUGAAUGGCACUAUUGUAAAUAUAUGAUCCCAAACACCAUGUAUUUUUCAUGAAGGAUAAAGCCUUACCAUCAAAGGUAUAUAAAACCAACCCUUGUCUUCAGUCGAAUGUCAGUGUAAUUGGAUAUAAACGCCUAGUAUCUCAUUUCCUGUAUAACCACAAGAAUAGGCUUUGGUUAGCCUCUACUUAUCCCGUUUGUCACUGCCAUAAACAUGUAUAAUAAGCUUUCAGCAAUAAAUGGUAUUUCAUGAUA
Molecule: messenger RNA, 3533 nt
Organism: Lampris incognitus (smalleye Pacific opah)
Lineage: Eukaryota; Metazoa; Chordata; Actinopteri; Lampriformes; Lampridae
Gene: miga1
Product: mitoguardin 1
Exons: 16
Coding region: 199-2004 (601 amino acids)
Biological process (GO): mitochondrial fusion
Source: RefSeq, a predicted model, not a curated record